Molecule: messenger RNA, 3164 nt
Organism: Arachis stenosperma
Lineage: Eukaryota; Viridiplantae; Streptophyta; Magnoliopsida; Fabales; Fabaceae
Product: receptor protein kinase TMK1-like
Exons: 2
Coding region: 164-2944 (926 amino acids)
Biological process (GO): protein phosphorylation
Molecular function (GO): protein kinase activity; ATP binding; protein binding
Source: RefSeq, a predicted model, not a curated record
CAGUGGAAUAAUCAUAAUUCAUAAAUCAUAAAUCAUAAAUCAUAAAUCAUAAUCCUUAUCAAGUAUCAACUCCAAUGCUAUACUGAUCACUCAUCAAAAUCUUCCUUCUUUUUCUUUUCUUCUUUUUUCUCUUUGGGAUUCGUUUGUUUUCUCAUCUGUUUCAAUGGGUUCGGAUGAGCGGUUCGUGGUUCUUGUAGGUGUAGUUCUUGUUUUAUCAUUGAUGCCGUUUUCUAUGUCAGACGAUGCGGCUGUCAUGAAGGCUCUGAGGGGUUCGAUAACGUCACCCGGUCUGAACUGGACGAGUGCUGACGUGUGCAGUUGGAGUAACGUACGUUGCGAUAACGUUCCGGGGAGAGUAACCGCCAUACAAAUCCCGAACCUCAACCUGGCGGGCACUCUGCCCAAGGAUCUCGGGCAGCUCGGUCAGCUUCAGCAUUUCGACUGCAGAGCAAACAACUUCACCGGUGCAUUUCCUCACUUGGCCACCACCCUGCAGACGCUGAAUAUCAACAACAACGGAUUCACGUCGUUCCCUGAAGAUUUCUUUGAAGGCAUGAGUAGCUUGCAAGUUGUUAGCAUCGGUUCUAAUUCUUUCUCGCAGUGGAAAGUUCCAGAAAGUCUCAAAGACUGUGUUUCGUUGACGAGCUUCUCCGCGAUCGGCGCCAACUUUUCCGGCAAGAUUCCUGAAUUCUUCGGGAGCACUGGUCCGUUCGGCAGUUUGCAGAAUCUUUCUUUGAGUUUCAAUAACUUCGAUGGCGGUUUGCCUGAUUCGUUUUCCGGAAGCGGAAUACAGAAUCUGUGGGUGAAUGUUCUUCCAGGUAACAAUAAACUCAGCGGUACUCUUACGGUUUUACAGAAUAUGACUUCGCUUAGGCAAAUUUGGGUUCAUGGAAACAAUUUCACUGGUCCUAUACCUGAUUUUUCGAACCAUGAUUCUCUUUAUGAUGUGAGUUUGAGGGAUAAUAAGCUAACAGGUGUAGUACCGGAAUCUCUUGUUAAUCUUCCAUCGCUUAAGGUAGUUAAUUUGACUAAUAAUCGUCUUCAAGGUCCUCCUCCCAAGUUUAGGGACGGGGUUAGGGUUGAUGAUGUCAUUAAUCAGGGGAAUCAGUUCUGCACCAACGUGAUAGGUGGGAAGUGUAGUGAAAUUGUUGAUAUUUUGCUGAAAGUGGUUGAGCCUUUGGGUUAUCCUCUAAUGCUUGCUGAGAGUUGGAGUGGCAAUGAUCCUUGUGGUGGUAAUGGCUGGAUGGGGAUUGAUUGUGACGGUGGAAUUGUUAGGGGGAUAAAUUUUCAAAACAAGGGCUUCUCUGGGACUAUAUCUCCUAGUUUUGCCAAGCUUACUAAUGUGACAAGGUUGCUUCUUAAUAAUAACCGUCUCACUGGUACCAUACCUGAGGAACUUACCACUAUGCCAAAUUUGAUGGUGCUGGAUGUCUCCAAUAACCAAUUGUAUGGAAAGGUUCCGAAGUUUCGCGAAGGCGUGAAGGUUAACACCAGUGGGAAUCCUGAUAUUGGAAAGGAUAAGCCUAGUGGAGGAGGUGGUAGUUCUUCGGGAGGUGUAAGUGGUCAUACUGGAGUCAUUGUUGGUGUUGUGGUGGGGAUUCUUGUUUUACUUGUUGCUGGGAUAUUGCUGUAUAAGUAUUGUGGGAAGAAUAAGGGUGGUGGUAAAGCUCAACCACCAAAUGCUAUCGUUGUACAUCCUCGCCGUUCCGGAGAAGGAGAUGCUCUGAAGAUAAGUGUUGCCGAUGCUACUGCUGCUGCUGCUACGGCUUCUGCCAGUAGUCCAAAAAGUGAUGUUCAUCAUGUGGAAGCAAGCAAUUUUGUAAUCUCCAUUCAAGUCUUGAGACAAGUGACGAACAAUUUUAGCCAAGAGAAUAUAUUGGGGAAAGGUGGUUUUGGCACUGUGUACAAAGGGGAGUUACCUGAUGGAACCCAGAUAGCGGUGAAGAGAAUGGAGUCUGGAGUGGUGGGUGAGGGAGAGAAGGGGCUAACAGAGUUCAAUUCAGAAAUUGCGGUGCUUACUAAGGUUAGACACAGGCAUUUGGUAGAACUCAUUGGCCAUUGCUUGGAUGGACAUGAGGGGCUUCUUGUCUAUGAAUACAUGCCUCAGGGACCGCUUAGCAGGCAUUUGUUUGAUUGGAAGGAUGAAGGGAUAAAGCCUUUGGAGUGGAAGCAAAGGCUUAUUAUAGCUUUGGAUGUUGCUAGAGGUGUUGAAUACCUUCAUAAUUUGGCACAACAGAUCUUCAUUCAUAGGGAUUUGAAGCCAUCAAACAUCUUGCUUGGGCAUGAUUUGCGAGCUAAAGUUUCGGAUUUUGGAUUGGUCCGGCUUGCCCCUGAAGGACAGACAUCGUUCGAGACUAGACUUGCCGGAACUUUUGGAUACCUAGCUCCGGAGUAUGCUGUAACCGGACGAGUUACAACAAAGGUUGAUGUAUAUAGCUUUGGGGUGGUUCUUAUGGAGAUGAUAACUGGAAGGAAAGCUAUAGAUAACAGCCAGCAGGAAGAGAACAUCCACCUUGUUACAUGGUUCCGGAGGAUGCUGCUGAACAAAGAUUCGUUUCGGAAGGCCAUCGACCCAGCAAUUGAUACUGUGGAUGAAGAAACCUUAGCCAGUGUUAUCACUGUUUCAGACUUGGCUGGCCACUGCUGCGCAAGGGAGCCGUAUCAGCGGCCAGAUAUGGGCCAUGUGGUGAACGUGUUAGCGCCUCUUGUUGAGGUGUGGAAGCCCACGGAACCAAGGGGCGAAGACACGUUUGCCAUAAAUUUCGACGAGAGUUUGCCAGAAGCAUUGAGCAAGUGGCAGGCCUAUGAAGGAACAAGCACCAUGGAUAUCUCAUCUUCAUCUACAUCUACAUCAAUGCUUACCAGCCGAGACAAUACACAAUCAAGCAUACCUAAUCGCCCUGUUGGAUUUGCAGAAACGUUUACAUCUUACGAUGGACGAUAAAGAUCGACAUAUUCACAUACAUACACAUACAUGUACACAUCACUCUGUUCAUUGCUGUUCUUUACAUGACUUUGUUUCAGGAUCCAAAUUUUUCAAGUCCCUUCUGUGUUAUUUUUCCAAGUUUCCAUGUAUUUUAUAAGAUUCUGCUAUGAUAUAUCAUAAAAAGAUAGAGUACAGAUAUAGAAGACUUGGGUUUAAACUGGGUCGCACUCUUGAAGAA